Molecule: messenger RNA, 1569 nt
Organism: Aspergillus puulaauensis
Lineage: Eukaryota; Fungi; Ascomycota; Eurotiomycetes; Eurotiales; Aspergillaceae
Exons: 4
Coding region: 1-1569 (522 amino acids)
Biological process (GO): sterol metabolic process
Molecular function (GO): iron ion binding; monooxygenase activity; oxidoreductase activity, acting on paired donors, with incorporation or reduction of molecular oxygen
Source: RefSeq, a predicted model, not a curated record
AUGGACUCUCCAAUGUAUAAUAUCUCGGAGUCAUGGUCGAAACCCACCAUGACAAACGCAGGAACCGGCUGGGCUGCGUGGCAGUACGUCGUCACAAUCCUGCUCGGCGUCGUUGUCUAUGAUCAAGUCAUGUACAUCUGGCGAAAAGGCUCCAUUGCCGGACCUGCAUUCAAAAUCCCUCUGAUGGGCCCGUUCAUCCAGGCACUGCAUCCCAGGUUCGAGUCCUACCUGGAGCAGUGGGCAAGCGGACCACUCAGUUGUGUAUCAAUCUUUCACAAGUUCGUCGUGCUCGCCUCUGACCGCGACCUCGCCCACAAAGUCUUCAAAUCCCCAACAUACGCCGAACCCUGCAUCGUGCCCAUGGCCAAAGAGAUCCUGGGCCACAAGGCCUGGGUCUUCCUCCAAGGCAAAGCGCACACCGAGUACCGGCGCGGGCUCGCCCCUCUCUUCACCAACAAAGCCAUAUCCACCUACCUCCCAGCCCAAGAACGCGUUCUGGCGCACUACUUUGACAAGUUUGUCACAGCCAGCGCUGCCAACAGUCUCCGCCCCAUGGCCUUCAUGACCCUAUUCCGCGAGAUCAACUGCGCCCUCUCCAUCCGCACCUUCUUCGGCGAGUACAUCUCCCAAGACGCCGUCAAGAAAAUCGCAGACGACUUCUACCUCGCCACUGCCGCGCUCGAGCUCGUCAAUGUCCCGCUGUCAAUCUACAUCCCAUACACAAAGCCCUGGUUGGGAAAGCGCACCGCCAACGCCGUCCACGCCGAAUUCGCAAAAGCUGCGGCCGCUUGUAAAGCCAACAUGGCCACCGGCGCUGAACCAACCUGCAUCGUCGACCACUGGGUCUUACACAUGAUGGAGUCAGCCAGAUACCACGAAGCCCUAGCCGCCGGUGACGGCAAAACAGAGAUUCCCAAACCACCCAACCUGAUCCGCGAAUUCACGAACACCGAAAUCUCCGAAACCCUAUUCACCUUCCUCUUCGCGUCCCAGGACGCAAGUUCCAGCGCAACAACCUGGCUUUUCCAGAUCCUCGCCCAACGACCCGACGUCCUCACCAAGCUGCGGGCCGAAAACCUAGCCGCCAGAAACGGAGACCGCUUUAAACCUUUUGACCUCCCCAUGCUCGAGAAUCUGCCCUACACGGCCGCCGUGAUUAAGGAGCUCCUGCGACACAGACCACCUGUUAUCUUCGUGCCUUAUCUCGCAACGAAACCAUUCCCCAUUACACAGAGUUAUACAGUCCCCAAAGGAGCAAUGAUUAUCCCAUCUUGUUAUCCAGCCCUGCAUGACCCAGCGGCAUACCCCAACCCGGACGUAUUCGACCCAGACCGCUGGAUUACGGGAGAUGCAGAGAAGCAGACGAAGAACUGGCUGGUGUUUGGGGCGGGCCCGCAUGAUUGUCUGGCGAGACGGUAUGUGCCGUUGUCGAUGGCGGGGAUGAUUGGCAAGGCGGCGCUGGAGUUGGAUUGGGAGCAUGUGCCUACCGAGAGGUCUGAGGAGAUUAGGGUGUUUGCGACGUUGUUUCCGAUGGAUGGGUGUCAGUUGGUGUUUACGAGGAGGGAGUGA